Messenger RNA from Rubroshorea leprosula, 960 nucleotides. The record is from the annotation of a GenBank genome assembly. Lineage: Eukaryota; Viridiplantae; Streptophyta; Magnoliopsida; Malvales; Dipterocarpaceae.
ACAUGAUUUUGGAGCAUCACAUCAUCAUUUUCUCCAAGCAUCACCAUUCACUUUUUCUUCAAGCUUCAUGGCAUUUUGAUAUUUCCCAUGAAUGCCAAUUUAGUGUUUGCCAUGGUGAAUCAUCAAAAAAAAAAAAAAAAUUCAUGUUUUAGGAUACAAUUUCACACACAUUACCACUUGUCAGCAUAUUUAUAUUCUUGCAUCCUUUUAUCUCUCAUUUCCCAUCCAUGUUUAUUUCUUUUCUUGCAAAUGCAUGUUUUAGGAUACAACUCCACACACAUUAUCACUUUAGAACAUAUUCAUGUUCCUUCAUCCUUCAUCUAUUUUUAGCAUCCAUGUUUAUUUCUUUUCUUGCAUUCCCAUAAUCUUGUUUGAUUCUCUACCUUCAACAAUUGAAAUAUGGAUUCAUACAUCGUCAAGUGCGAUUCUUUGUCAGUCAAGACACCUUUUGAAAUAUUCAUCCGUGGAGAAAGCUUUGACCAACAGAGGGUUGAGGAGAUCUUUAACUGCAAGCAUUUUUCUCCAUCGUGGACAAUUGCCAAGUCCAAGGGGCAAGUUUAGAAGGACAAGAACCAAGAGCAACCUCGAAGAUCAAAAGCUCAAGCACAUCACACUUCAUGUUGCUCCAACACUCAAGGGAUUCGUCAAGGAAAGGAAUGCAACUUCUCAUUAGACAAUUGUAUUUUGAAAGAUCUAGGAGUCAGAUUUUACUAGGGAUUUGAAUGCUACCAUGUUGAUGUACUUAGUGUGAUGUACUAGGCUUUUGCUUUGUAAUGAAUGACCAUCUUUGUAAUGCAUGUUGAAAUACUUGUAAAUGUCUUCUAUGUAGCCCUUGGAGUCUAUGGAAAUCUCAAGGGGUUCAAAGAUAUUUUGCUUCAUCCGAGGCUCCUUAAAGAUUGGAAAUCGACAAUGUGUGAAGCCAUAUAGCAAUUGUUGAAACACUAAAUCAUGCAAAAUUAU